AUGCAGGCCAAGAAACGCUAUCUAUUAUUAUUCGUAACAUGUGCGUUUCUUGGUUAUUGCUAUUUCGGUGGAUAUCGUUUAAAAAGCGAAAAAUGGACAGGCAGAUCUCAGUUGCCUUAUGAGCGAUUGCCUUCAUAUUUAAGUCUAAACGAAGAGUUCUAUGACAAAGAUUUAAAGACAUCCAGCGGGGCUUUGAUCAUAUCUCAACGUACACGGUAUUGUCGUAUGGAAACUUGCUUUGACUUUACAAGAUGCAAGCAAGGUUUCACCGUGUAUGUUUACCCGGUCGAGGAUGUGAUAAGUCCACUAUACCAAAAAAUAUUAAAUGUUAUCACGGAGUCGAGAUAUUACACGUCGGACCCAGCACGGGCAUGUAUAUUUGUCUUAGCCCUGGAUACAUUAGAUAGAGAUCCCUUAUCGACUGAAUUUGUACACAAUCUUCCCUUGAAAUUAUUGCACCUGCCAUAUUGGAAUAACGGAAGGAAUCAUCUGAUAUUCAACUUGUAUUCUGGUACGUGGCCCGAUUAUUCCGAAGAAUCGCUGGCUUUCGAUGUGGGUUAUGCCAUGCUCGCUAAGGCCAGCAUGUCCAUCUUUAAACACAGACCUGACUUUGAUGUGUCAAUACCUCUGUUUGGCAAACAACAUCCGGAACGUGGUGGAGAACCCGGCCAAGCGUUAGAAAAUAAUUUUCCUAAUAAUAAAAAAUAUGUGGCAGCUUUUAAGGGAAAACGAUAUGUGCAUGGCAUUGGAUCCGAGACAAGAAAUGCUCUCUAUCAUCUGCAUAAUGGUAAAGAUUUGGUGUUUGUUACAACUUGCCGCCAUGGGAAGACUUGGAGAGAAUUCCAGGAUGAACACUGUCAGCAAGAUAAUCAAGAAUAUGAUACAUAUGACUAUGAAAUUUUAUUAAUGAACGCUACGUUUUGUCUCGUUCCACGAGGACGACGAUUAGGUAGCUUUCGAUUUCUAGAAGCCCUGAGAUCGGGGUGUAUUCCAGUCAUUUUAAGUAAUGGUUGGGCUCUUCCCUUUCAUGAGCGUAUUGAUUGGAAUCAGGCUGUAAUAUUUUCCGACGAGAGAUUAUUACUCCAAAUUCCGGAUAUAUUACGAUCUGUGUCCAAUGUACAAAUUCUAAAACUACGGCAACAAACACAAUUUUUAUGGGAGAGAUAUUUUUCUUCUAUUGAAAAAAUUGUUUUUACCGUGUUCGAGAAUAUUCGCGAGCGUUUGCCAUGGGAAGGUGCGAGGGAAAGAAUUGUCUGGAACAAUAGUCCUGGAGCAUUGGCGAUUUUGCCGCAGUUCACUGAUAGUCAGCAGGAACUUCCCUUUUCAAACAGUAAUCCUGGUAACACUUUCACUGCCAUAAUCUAUUCGCAAUUGGGAUCCACCGCCGUACUUUAUCGUUUACUUAGGAGUCUCGCGAAAAGCAAGUAUCUAGAUAAGAUAAUACUUAUGUGGAACUCGGACAUUCCGGUGCCAAGAAAACCACGUUGGCAAGGUAUCAGAGCGUCAAUUCACGUUGUCGCGGUUGAUGGCAUAUCUCAACGUUUUUAUCCUCAUCCGUUAAUCAAAACUAGUGCCAUAUUGUCACUCGACGAGGACGCCACUCUAAAUACCGAUGAGAUUGAUUUCGCUUUUACGGUUUGGCGGUCAUUUCCUGAUCGAAUAGUAGGGUAUCCAGCAAGGUCUCACUAUUGGGAUGACUCAAAGCGUUCCUGGGGUUAUACCAGUAAGUGGACAAACGACUACAGUAUCAUUCUCACCGGUGCAGCUUUUUACCACCGCUAUUAUAAUACUCUAUAUACCGAGUUGUUAAGCUCAACUCUCCAUAAGACCGUGGAGCAGUCGCAGAAUUGCGAGGAUAUACUCAUGAAUUUCCUGGUGAGUCACGUAACUCGAAGGCCGCCUAUUAAAGUGACGCAGCGCAAAUUGUACAAAGAUACCACGGUAGCUGGAAUUAGAUCGCCGUGGAACGAUCCGGAUCAUUUCAUACAACGACAAACAUGCAUGAACACAUUUGUCGCUGUUUUCGGGUAUAUGCCAUUGUUGCGAUCUAACAUGCGAUUGGACCCCGUUCUGUUCAAAGAUUCCGUGAGCAAUUUGCGCAAGAAAUAUAGGCAAAUUGAACUAGUUAGUAAUUAGAAUUGUACACACUGCUCGAUUACGCAUGACUAUUUAAUUUUUCAAGCGCGCCAAAUAACGCAAAAUCUUUGCGUACGAUACUAGAUCUAUUUUUUUAGCGCACUUAUGAUAAAAAUGAAGUCAGAAGAAUGUUAUGUAUGUACAUAAUUUUAGAGAAUGAAAAAGGAAAGAGCGGAAUAAUACGAGCAAGUGCAAUAAUUAUAGCUAAAAAAACAGAUCUACCGUCUUUGUCGUAUGAAUGUGCAUAUACAGGUAUAUACGGGACACAUUCGCGCGUUUGCGUGCUAUGCCAUAUUAGGCUAUUGGUAUUGUCGGGCAGCAAAUCAAAGUCCGUUAUUCUCAGCAAGGACGCACGGUGAUAUCCCUGCGAUUUAUUUGCUAGUAAUUUUGUACAAAUUGUAGAAUCAUAACGAUGCCGUUUCAAUUUGACGAUAUCUCGCGCAGCUAUCACUAACUGCGGGUUAGCAUUUAAUUGAUGUACAUACAAAUUAUUUCGUAAUUAUUUUCG
Cyphomyrmex costatus is the source of this 2644-nucleotide messenger RNA. RefSeq names its product exostosin glycosyltransferase 1 ttv (gene ttv). Gene Ontology annotation, cellular component: membrane. The transcript has 7 exons. Gene Ontology annotation, molecular function: glycosyltransferase activity. Lineage: Eukaryota; Metazoa; Arthropoda; Insecta; Hymenoptera; Formicidae. The record is from RefSeq and is a predicted model, not a curated record. The coding region runs from base 1 to 2136 and encodes 711 amino acids.